Procambarus clarkii (red swamp crayfish) is the source of this 7892-nucleotide messenger RNA. RefSeq names its product cropped (gene crp). The record is from RefSeq and is a predicted model, not a curated record. Gene Ontology annotation, cellular component: nucleus. NCBI's taxonomy places the organism in Eukaryota, Metazoa, Arthropoda, Malacostraca, Decapoda, Cambaridae. Gene Ontology annotation, biological process: regulation of transcription by RNA polymerase II. Gene Ontology annotation, molecular function: RNA polymerase II cis-regulatory region sequence-specific DNA binding; DNA-binding transcription factor activity, RNA polymerase II-specific; protein dimerization activity.
CCUCGCCCCCACUAUUUAUUUACCGUACACCCAUUGACGCCAGUGCAGUGUGUACCUCCACGCCCCCCUCUAACUCUCAUCCUCGGUGCUCGCUUCGGGCAAGUCAAAGGCAUAGGGCAGAUAAAUGUGGCUAUAUGGAUGGUUUUAUUCAACAUCUCAUGCGGUCUGGGUCUAUAAAAUUAGAACAUCUGCCCCGCGUUUGUGUUCUUCGCGCGCACUACUGCUUGGCCGCAUUCCGCGCCGAACUAAGUAGUACCUCAUGUUUUUGUCCAAUUCUAUUAAAUAUCAGGAAAAUAUAUGGGAAAUAAUAUUUUAUUGAUUAACUAUGUGUUAUUUGUAAAACAAAUGGUACAUUGUUUUUUAUGAAAACGUCUUAAAAAUAUAUUAGUUUAAAUUAUCCCGCCUGGCCCAGCCUUGGCGGAGGAAUACAAGUACUCAUCAGUUUCCCGCCAAACAAGAGUCCUGAGCGCUCGAACACGGACGAGUGUUGCCUUUACUCGUGCUUAUUUGGGUGUUUUGUGAGUGAUUUGAAGUGUACAAGUGACUGAUAGACGUAAACUCAUUAUAGAAGUGUUGCUCGAGGAUAACGAUGUUUCCUAGAGUAGGUGAAAAGCGUCGGAUUGACGAUAUUGGCAUCGAAGACGAAGAAGCCAUCGGUUCGCUGUGCAGGUUGGGUGGACGACCAGUGUCGCCAAAGACAGCUAUGGAACAGGAGAAGCGUAUUCGGCGUGAGAUAGCCAACAGCAACGAACGGAGGCGGAUGCAGAGUAUUAACGCAGGGUUUGCUUCACUCAAGACUUUGCUGCCACACCACGAGGGAGAGAAGCUCAGUAAGGCUGCCAUCCUGCAGCAAACAGCUGAAUACAUAUAUCAGCUGGAGCAAGAGAAGACACGCCUCUUGUCCCAAAACUGUCAGCUCAAGCGCCAUCUCAACCAACAGCAGCAUCACGCAGACGUUGAAGGUAGCCCAACAGGCGGUGAGAGUCCAUGUGACGAUGGAGGCAGCAGUGGAGGAGAAGCAGUAGUUAUUAGUACGCAAGUGGAUAGUGGUCCUGCCACCGAAGAGUUGCGUCGUGAGAUGAUUGACCUUCGGAUGCAGCUGGAUAGAGAACGACGCCAUCGUAUGUCACUUGAAGAACACCUCCGCUCUGUUGACGCACAGACAUAUCCUGAACGCAUCAAAGAAAUCUCGGUGCAGAAAGUGGAAAUUUGCGAUCCCAAAAUUGAUUCGCUAACAAUUCCGGGAUCAAUUUUGGGGCCAACAUCGGGGGGUAUUUUGGGGGCAGGCCUUAUACCUGUAACGGGACAUGUGACAAGUGUUGUCGAGGUGAGCACAACACCACGACCAGCCAUCACCACUCCCAUUAAAACUGAGCCACUAAGUCCACAUCAGGCUCAUCAUCACCAGCACCAGCUUCAUCCAGCGGGCCCUACCACGACAACUUCCACAACCACUCCAGUUGCUGCCAUUGCCACUACUACAUCUUCUGUUGCCUCUAUGACUACAAUCACCACCAGCAUUGGUCAGCCAUCACUACGCCAGGCAGCAACUACUGUUCUCAGUCGUCAGCCUUUAACUCCAAAUUCACACAGUCAAAUACCUGCAACUGUUGUUUCGGGAAGCCCAGCGACAACCAUUGUCACUGUCGUACCAUCGUCGAAGGGUGGGGUUGACGCAUUGCCUUCAGUCUUUGAGGCACUGAACGCUACGGGUCGGUUUGGAGCCAAAGUUGAGGUCGAGCCUGAACCUAGAGUUCCGUCCCCUGAAGCCACCAUAGAAUAUGUAGACGAUACCAAGAACCAUACGGUGUAUAUUGUGAACUCGACAAAUGCUGCUUGUCAGAAAUCUCUCGAUACAAUUUGUGAGGCUAUACGUCACUUGGAGGGUGACCACAUGUUCCAGACAGAGGACCAACAUCCACGCAUCGAAGAAGAGAUAAUUACAGAAGAAACGCUAACGAUUGAAGACCACACUGGUCUUGGAGAAGAGCAGGUACCAGUAACUCUUGGGAGUGGACAGGUGACCCUUGCUGGGGACAAUGAACCAAUUACCCUGCAUAUGGUAGGAGAACCUCAAGAAGUUCCUCUUGAACUAACCACAACCCAUCGUCCCACUCAGCACUCGACGAGCCUCUCUAACACGAGUCGACUACCCCAGCAAUCUACCAUUAAUCUCACUGCCAAUAGUCGUUUGGCUCUGCAUCCUGCAACUAAUGUCUCCAAUUUAUCAACCAGCACGAGGGUUUCACAGCAGCUGCCUAAUCAUGCCACUGCAAGCAUCGAGGCAGUACCUAUUUCUAGUAUUUCUACCAACACAUCUUCCAUUUCCUCAUCUUCGUCAAAUUUACUACAGGCAACAAGACCAGGUGUCAUUGUGGUGAAACAUCCAUAAAAUUAUUACUUAAGACCUCGUGUGUGGGUCAGCUGUGUUAAUAAGCUAAGGAAUUUAAAUUAUGCUACUGUUAACUGCAAGUCUUGAACAACUUGGUGUUUUCUAAAUGCGGUUAUGGACUCUGCUCUCUCAUGCUUGACUUGUGGAACUUGCUAUGAUACUAAACUGUGCAGCAAAAUAAGUAAGAUAGUGUUUUACACUGUAUGGCAUUUUUGAGUGAGUGGUCAGGUAGUAAUACCUGAAUUGUAAAACUUGUACAUAGCAGUUUUCGGUGUAUAAAGUGUAGGUUAAGCGUUUGGAGAUCUGACAAGUCACCAGAUGCACCAAAAGUGACUGGCAGAAUCUCAUGUGUCAUCUGCUUGAUUGUUCUGCUUGGAUGAAACGUGUUGUCACAUUUAUAUGUAGUGUUUGGGCAGGGCUUUCACCACAAACGAGGCCCUAUGUAGGCAGUUGCAAUCUGGAUCCAUACUUUUUAAAGCAGAGCUUUGGGUAUGAACAGUGCUAAGGUGUCUUUUGCUUUUGGUUUAUAUAUAUAUUUUUUUUUGUUGGCUGUAUAUCAAAAGAUAAAUCCAUUAAUACUGUUGGGUGACAGCUAUCCUGGGCAUGCUACACGGAGACAUAUCUGGCUUAGAACUAGAGAUCAUUAAAACUGAAAUUUUAGCGUAGCAUAUAUGCUUUUCAGUUAGUGCAGAGGUUUUGGUCAAUUGUUGCCAGAUCUACAGCAAUUUGUUGUCAAUUUUAUAUUUACCAAUACUGUACUAUAUAAUGUAAUUUAAAAAGAAUGCUUUUGUAAUUUGGUACACCAUAAGGAAAAGGGGCUUCUCUAAAGUAAGCUAGGUAGUUAUCCUUUAAUUAACUUCAUAAUCUGGUCCUGUAAGAGCUGGGGUAACCAGUGACUGGUGAUGGCAAAUAUACUUUCAAUUUAGUCCCUCGUCGGUAUUUGUAGUUUAUGGAAGUUAUGCACGUAAUUUUCAUGCUUGUUGUGGGACAUUAUUAUUUUUUACCGGUGAUUUUGAGAAAGACCAUAACAAGAAAAUCUGUAGGAGCUGCCAUGAGGAUUGGAACCUAUACGCUGAGGUGUUCCCAGGCACACACUCCAGAUAACUAGGCCAUAACCUAGUUAAAAGAUUGCAACGUGGGGUUCUACUGCACCCCCACGAGGAUUCCUGAGGUUUCCACUGAAGCCGAACCAGAGUUUCACAAUCCCGCCCCCCCCCCAUGCACUCUGGCUCUGUCAUCUAGGAAUGUUCCACCUCUGAUGCUCCUCUUUCAAAACAUAGAGAGUAAUCACAACAAAGUGAUGCAUCAGUGAGAAAAUCCAUAGAGGCAGUGAUGAGGAUUCGAACCUAUGCGCUGGGUGUUCCCAGGCUGGGUGGUGGUUGGAGCACGUGCCUGGGAACACCCAGCACAUACGUUCGAAUCUUCAUCAUGGCUUCUACAGAUGUUAAUACAUCAUGUUAGUGUGAUUAGUUUGUGCAUUGAAAGAGAAGCCUCAGAGGUAGAACAUUCCUGGAUGACAGAGCCAGAGUGCUCUGGCACUCUGGGGGGAAGGGAUUUGUGUGAAAAGCUGGUUUGGCUUCAGUGGAAGCCUCGGGAAUCCUUGUGGGGUGCAGUAGUACCCCUAGGUUGCAAUACUUUUACCAUGUCCUGGCCUAGUUGUCUGGAGCGUGUGCCUGUUAACACCCAGCACAUAGGUUUGAAUCCUCUUCACGGCCUCCACGGAGUUUCUUAAUGAUGCAUCACAUUAGUGUGAUUACUCUGUGUACAGUAACGAGAAUCUGGAAACUACCAGUAAUGAAGGAUAUGUAGUUGUCAGCCACCGUGUAUGAUCUAGAUAUUUUUUGAGUUCAUCGACGUGUUUGUGUAAUACUUUUAAUAACUUUGGACCUUGCUAUUAAAUAGCACGUAUAUAUAUCCCUAUGAUAUGUUUGUUAAUGAUUAGUGCUUUCAAAUUAUGUUUCUUUUGGAAAAUCGAAACAUAUAAAACCCCAAAAUUCUAUUCCUUUGAGGCCAAGCCUUCCGUGUGAAACUCACUUUAAUAACUCCUACAAAAUACAUCAAACCAAAUAUUUUGUUGACAUGUAUGGGCUAUUUACAUAAAGUUGUGUUCUCUUUUGUUGCCUCUAUUAAAAAUGGAAACAUUUUGAUUUCUUGGUUUUAGAGUGUAAAUCACUAAUGAGAAGUUUUGUUUGUUGUAUGGUACAGUUUCCUAUUGACAUAAAUUUGGGAAAUAAAUGUAAAUAAUGUACAUUUAUUGUACAAAUGCUCAAAAAUGGGAGUGUGAAAAUUAAACUUAAUUUAUUGUUCACGAUAUUAAAGAUAAAAAGUCGAUAAAUUGACAUUUGAUUUGAUAUUAUAUGACCAUUUCAAUGAAUGUAGGCAUGGGUUUAAGUCGGUGUCCUAUUAGCUCAUUACAUUAAAAAAAAUAUCUGCAUAAAUUUUAAAAGGACACUCCCAGACUAUAGUUGUCCUUGGUAACUUCAGCAAAUAUGAGUUAUUGUGAUUGUGAUGUACCUUGGUAGAGGAUGCAUGGUUGUAGGUUUGCUCCAAACUAGCAAUGUGUAGGGAUUUACCUCCUUUUCAUUCCCAAAGUUCUUUGUGAAUUGAAAGAGCUGUGUGCACAUUAUAACAGGUUUGGAUGCCAUUCUCAUGCCCCCUAGUGUAUCCUGGAUGUUACAUUAUUCUAUAUUACAUAGAAAUGUUGGUUUUGUAUAUUUGGAGAUAUACAAAUACAAAAGAUACACCCCACUUGUAUGUAGAUAAUUAAUAGGGAUUGGGAAAAUUAGAUUUUUAUAUCGAUACAAUGUUACGGAGGGUACAGUUUACAGGUGCUUGUUUCUCUGUGUUUUACUGCUAGAACACCAUCCAAUAUGUAUGUCAAAAGUGGAAGUGGUAAUGAAAUACUGUACAUACAGCAUAUUUACAUUUGUUGGUAUGCAAUGCAGUUUAAUUUCUCUCCCAUUAGUGUAUAUAAAAAUUGGAAUACCUUAACAAAAGUACAAGGCAGCUUGCACGUAAGUGUAUUAUAUUAAUUUUUUUUAAUUGAAGCAAUCUUAAGUGAAUAAUCAGUGCAGUGUGGACAAGUCAAAUUUAGUUUUAUAUUUUGGCCAGAGUAUAAUGUUAAUUCCAUUAGAAUGUUGUUAACAUUUAAAAAUGGUACAUGUGCUUGGCCAAGAAAAGCUUAUUUUUAAUGGCAGUUACAUAGUAACAAGUUGCUUCUGUGGAGCAUUAUGUACUAGCUGUACUCAAUAUGUAUAAACAUAACAAAUGUACAGAGCAAAUUAGCAUUAACUAUUAGUAAGGGAAGGGGUCCAGUCAUGUGUCCAGGAUAGAAAUUGCAUUGAUAAUAUGAAAAUGUUCCCAUGCCACUUGAAGUUGAAAGCAUUUUGAGGUCGGCUUCCUGUGCUCUACCUUGGCCAGUUUGUGCACCAGUUUCUUCAAGAGAAUAUUAACAUGAUUGAAUUGAAAAUUUGUGUGAAUGUGCCACCUGGUAUAUUUUGAGAUUUGCUCUUGUGAUUUUGAUACUUUUUUAAUUAAAAGAAAAUCACUCGGCUGAGCUUUUGGCUGUCACGGGCCGCUUAUUUAGGGGAUAGGGUUUAUACUUAAUGACUUUUCAUUUAUAGGCCUUUCAGUCUUGUCAAAUAUAAACUUACUGGGAGGCUUCAGCAUUUGCUCAAGUAGGGUACUUCAGGACUAGUUCUGUUUUGGCACGGGAGGUAUCCCUGGUUGGUAUGUCAUGGGAUUUUGUACUGAGAAUGGAAUUUGGGUAGAUAAACCUUAUGCUAGUUUUAAGAGUUAGUCUUGGACCAUUGGAAGUUUGAACAUAUGCCAAAUUUUACUGUGUCAUCUCUUGUGCCAGAAAAGAACUUUGUCUUACCUCAUUACAAUUUUUGGAAGCAGUCCAUGGUGUCUUAAGCACCCAAUAGCAGCAUAGGGUUGAAGUUUUGCAGCUUGGGUGACUGGACAGCGAGUUGAAAAUUUGCAGUCUUCGUGUCAUAACAAAUUUACAAUUCAAUGUAGCAAUGUCCACAUUUUAAAGCAGUUAAAUGGGAGGAGAGGUAAGGCCAGUAAACACUUGAAGUCAAAUUCAGAUUUUAUAUUAAUUUUGUUUAGCUCCUCCAUAUUGAUACUGCCAGCUCUCACAUGCUGCUAUUGGCUGCUUGGUGUGGCUUUCAUAUUUUCUUAUUCUCAUUGAACAUUUGUAAUUAACUGUACAUUGAGUACAGUGUUAUUGUAGACAUUAUUACCAUAUUGCACAGUCAUGUGUAAACGUAAUCUGUGUGUUGAGGAACUUUUUUUUUUUUUUUUUAAAUCAAAGUUUUAAACUUUGAAGUUAGGUUUUGUGAAUGCACUGAUUGUGGGACAAGUUGGUGUGCGAGUUUUACAACUGGCAUAACAUAUGUAAGUGAGAGUAUUUGAACUGUCAAGUGUUUUCCAGAGAGGAACUAUUGGAGCUGGCAUAGAUCUAAUUCAGUACAGUAUUAAUGUUAGUAAACACUGCAAAACUGAUUUUGCUGUGAUCUUUCUUGCAGAAGGCAGAGUACAAAAUCAAAUUUCAAUAUAAUGGUUUAGAUGAAAUGUUUUUCAUCAAAAUUAUAAACAUUGCCACAAGGAAAGUAACAAAUGUCUAACUACUGUAUGUGCAUUAGUGUUUAAAGAAAAAUUCAGCGUGGUUGUCAAUUUUGAAACAGCCAUUGUGAACUUCUGCUAUAUGAAUCUCAAAUUAAGUGAUUAUUAACUUUAACAAAGGUCAGUCAUUGCUAACUACAUAUUUUAAUUAGCAACAACUUGCACUUGGUGUGCAAGGUAUUUGAAAGUACAAAUAUUUAUUACUUUUCUCCCAAGUUUUGAUAUGUUACUGUCCUUUGGAUGUCCAUAUUUUCUCCUGAAAAGCUAAAAAACUGCCAGUAAAUUUUAAGGAGUAGAAUGUGAAAGUUUUGAUUUUUAAGUUUUGGGGAAAAUGUAGACUUCCACUGGAGUGAAAUGCAAAGGUCUAAUACUCUCACUGUCAUAUGCAAACAUAUUGUGUAUAGAUGGUGUUUUUUUUCUUCUACAGUGAUGGUAAAAUGGUGUUGACACCGGUGUUGAGUGCUGCAACAUGUUUGUAAUUAUGCUCCCACUUGUGUAUGCAGGUCGUUACUGCAGUGAUGAAAAAGUUCCCAUUACAUUGAGAUUUCACAUAGUGCAGUAACAGGAACCCAGAACUCUGCUGUCAAACAUUUGUAUAUAAUUAGGCUGGAUUGCUGCAGUGAUGUUACCCAGUGCUUUGGCCACCACUUGUCUGCAGGCUGACUCCUUAAAAAAACCAAAGAUUUGUACUUUUUGUUACCCUGUCAGUUUUGUGUCUUCAUUAAUAAUUGUACAUUUUGAGUUAAGUCUGAACCUCGCAAAAACUCCAAACCCAAACAUUUCCUAGCAGGCAUCUGCUUCAUUUUUUUUAAUCCAACUUUAUUUUCCUCACAAAUAUUAUAUAACUGGAGAUAUAAUAUGGAAAAAAGAU